GUCCUGUGGAAAAACAUACAAAUCUACUUAAAGAAGACAAAUGCAGUUGCUCAUAGGGAGCGUUUCAAGACUGGUAAGAUGAGAUGAGCUGGUGGACUUGUUGACCGGGAUCAUUGAUAGCCAGCAACCCCUGGAAGGUAUCUCCGAUGAUGACCAUUUUGACAGUUCAGAUGGGGGACCAUUCCAAUCCUCAUUU
Coregonus sp. 'balchen' is the source of this 196-nucleotide messenger RNA. The record is from the annotation of a GenBank genome assembly. Lineage: Eukaryota; Metazoa; Chordata; Actinopteri; Salmoniformes; Salmonidae.